AUGCGGGACGUCCUCCAAACCGAAGAACUCGUGAUCCCCUCCGACGUUACUGUCACCAUCAAAUCUCGCCUCAUCACCGUCACCGGCCCACGGGGAACCUUGACGAAGAACGUCCGCCAUGUCAACAUGGAUAUCCGACUUAUCAAGGGCAGCAAGGAUCAAGUCUCCCUCGCAGUAUGGCAAGGUGGCCGCAAGCACGUCGCUUGCCUACGGACGAUCAAGUCCCUCAUCAACAACAUGAUCACCGGUGUCACCAAGGGCUUCCUCUACAAAAUGCGUGCCGUAUACGCCCAUUUCCCUAUCAACUGCAUUAUACAAGACGAUGGAAAGACCGUCGAAAUCCGUAAUUUCUUGGGUGAAAAGGCCGUACGACACGUAAGCAUGUUGGACGGUGUUGUCAUUUCCGAGUCAAAAGCGCAAAAGGAUGAGCUCAUUCUCGAGGGCAACGAUAUUGACAACGUCUCUCAAUCAGCCGCAUCCAUCCAGGGUAUCUGCCGCGUACGAAACAAGGAUAUCCGUAAAUUCUUGGACGGUAUUUAUGUGUCGGAGAAGGGGACGAUUGAGGUCGCUGAGUAA
Molecule: messenger RNA, 576 nt
Organism: Pleurotus ostreatus (oyster mushroom)
Lineage: Eukaryota; Fungi; Basidiomycota; Agaricomycetes; Agaricales; Pleurotaceae
Exons: 4
Coding region: 1-576 (191 amino acids)
Biological process (GO): cytoplasmic translation
Cellular component (GO): cytosolic large ribosomal subunit; ribosome
Molecular function (GO): rRNA binding; structural constituent of ribosome
Source: RefSeq, a predicted model, not a curated record